This is a messenger RNA of Cylas formicarius (sweet potato weevil), 1165 nucleotides long. RefSeq names its product CD63 antigen-like. The transcript has 5 exons. The record is from RefSeq and is a predicted model, not a curated record. Bases 145 to 999 code for a protein of 284 amino acids. Gene Ontology annotation, cellular component: membrane. Lineage: Eukaryota; Metazoa; Arthropoda; Insecta; Coleoptera; Brentidae.
AUUAUUUCCUAUCAAUAUCACGGUCGCCAUUAGUACAGGCGUUCAUCUGAUGUGAAUAGGUACCAAGUGCGAAGUUGAUUUCGAUAUAUUUCUAUAUUGUUCGUGUUCGCUGGAGCUUCGGAUUUUGAGGUGCUCAACUACAAAAUGGCGGCCCAGAAGGAUCUCGAUUUCGGCAUGAAAUGCAUAAAGUAUAUGCUUUUUGUCGCCAACUUUAUGUUUGUGUUAGUCGGUUUAUUGCUUAUAUCUAUCGGAUAUAGCAUAAAAGCAAUAUACCGGAACUUCGAAGAGUUUAUGGAAUCGCAAUAUUACAGUCCAUCGAUUCUGGCUAUAGUUAUCGGGUUCAUCAUACUAGUCAUCGCUUUGUUCGGGUGCGUGGGCGCCAUCAAAGAGAGUACCUGCCUAGUGAAUACUUACUCCUUCUUUUUGGCGAUCGUGUUGGUGUUGGAGAUCGCGGUUAGCAUUGCAGCUUAUGCCAUGAGAGCGAAUCUGAAUGCUACGAUUGGAAACAACAUGGAAGUUGCCAUGCACCACUACGACAACGAAUUUAACGCUUUUACCUGGAAUGCGACCCAAUACAACUUGCAAUGCUGCGGAAUCAACGAAGCAACCGAAUGGAAUAGAUUCGCCGGAUUCUCUGGAUAUUAUUUGACGAACGCGACUUAUAGGAACGAGACGGUUAAUGUUCCGUUGACGUGCUGCCCAGAUGAAAACUGCGAAAGAUACAAGGUUUACGAAUACGGAUGUCUGAAUCGUCUAACGUUCAUUGUUUCGCAGUGCGCUCUGCUUUUGGGAGUUGGAGCACUUUGCGUGUCAUUUAUUCAGUUAAUGGGAAUCAUCUUCGCUCAUAUGUUGGCCAAAUCUAUAAGGAAGCUGAAAACGCAAAUCAUCGUGGACAAAGAGGAAAGAAGGAGGCAUUUUUAUGAACAAAUGACGAAAUCAGAAAUCGACGAGCCGAGCAAAAAGUCGCCGAUAUUGUUUACGACCAGUUCCGAAGCUUAAAUUGCAAGUUUAACAUUUUAUUAUAAAUAGUGAUGUAAUAUAAUAUAUGGGUCGAAAUUAUAGGCAAAAUAAAUAGUUUAUUAAUUGUGGAUUGAUGCCCUUGUUUCAAUAGUGACUUGCAGCAUUGUUAUUUUAUUGCCUACUAAUAAAUUAUAAAUUUAUUACU